This is a messenger RNA of Bombyx mandarina (wild silkworm), 3991 nucleotides long. RefSeq lists its product as uncharacterized. NCBI's taxonomy places the organism in Eukaryota, Metazoa, Arthropoda, Insecta, Lepidoptera, Bombycidae. The record is from RefSeq and is a predicted model, not a curated record. Gene Ontology annotation, biological process: microtubule anchoring. Gene Ontology annotation, cellular component: centrosome. Gene Ontology annotation, molecular function: microtubule binding.
CAAUGAAAAUGUAGUAAAGUAAAUUCAAAAAAAAUAAACAAUUAAGAUGCCCAGUUUUCAAAAUUCUAGUGCUUGUAAUAAUUGAACGCAUUGAAUAAUGUUAAAAUGUAAAUCGAUUUAAACAAAGUAAAUUACAGCAUCCGUAACAUGGAUGCAGCGGCGUCUUCUAAAAUCGAUGACGAUUUUAACAAACUACUUGAUAAUUAUUUAAAGAUUGAUACAGACACGUUUUCAACGCGCUCGAAACAAAGAAGAUCAGUAAUAAAGUACACUAAAUUACCAGAUUACGAUUUCAACUCAAACGUGUCAUGGGACAAAGGAACAUACUUUCAGCAGCCAAGAGUACGUCGUAUUAUAACACUUGAAGAUGAAGAAUCAAAGACAAGUAGGUCAUUGAAGCCGGAUACCAUAUCUGUUCAAACAGGCAGAAUGGCAAACAGCAAUUCCAAAAGAAAAAUUGUAACUAUCAGUGAAGAUGAUGAAAAUGAUUUUCAUCCUAGAUUCUUCAAAGAUCGCAAAUCGAACUCUGUCAAAACAUCUAGUCGGUCCGUUGCAACAGAUUUUAAAGAAGAAAAGCAGAAUUCACAGCGAAGCACGUCGAGAUUAUCAACAUCUACAAAAUGUAACAAAGGAACUAAGGCUGGCACCAAAACCACUAAUUUAUACAAUUCUAAGAAAUCGAACACGAAAGAAAAACAAUCUUUCGAUACGACGGAAAGUAAUAUUAAAAUGCGCAAUCUCAAAGACAAAGAUAACGUUUACAAUAAUCGAAGCACGUAUUCGCCCGUUAAAAUUAAUCUCAGUAAAAACAUAGUCGACACGGAUGAGAACAGUAAGGAAUUAGAUAUGGCAAAAACGAACAUCCGCGACAAUCGUAGAGCCGAUAGUUCAGCGAGGAGGGUGAAGACUCACACAGGGAAGACGUCAAUGCAAUCCAACAAAAAUAACGUGAAAAUAUUGAAACAGACGCAAAACAAACCGAUAACUAUAAUUCAUGUACCGUUCGAAGAGAAAUGCGAAACGCGUCGCAACGAACACAAAAACGUUGCUCCUAAACGAAUCCAGAAAACGAACACGGUCGAUUGCGGUACAGAUAUGCGGGAUUUCGUAUAUUUUGAGGACGUUCACAUCAAUACCGAACCCCUUCCGCCCACCGUCGACCGAAUGACGGGCAUGGACGAAUUCGACUGCAGUCCCGUCUACAAAAGCAUGCAAAGCACCGACGCACAGACCGAACUAAUCAAGGCGACGUUCGACAGUCUUGAAAUACCAAACGUCACAUUAACUAAAGAACACAACAAGUACCAGCAAAGUGAAUCGCUACCGAACAUGAAAAUUCCGUCUAUGAAAACGACGUCCGAUCAGGAAGACGAUUCGUUUGUCCGCAAGACCGGUUCCUAUAUAAUAAGUCGUGCCACUUUAACGUAUACGACCAAACAGAAGAUCAACAUUCAAGUCGUCAGCAGUAGCGACGAAGCCGCUUCUGUACCCUCAUCUAGUCCAAUGUCUUACCCUAUGAACGUUAUAUCGGUUUUUAAAAAUGAAAUAAAAAAGAAUAGAGACGCAAUGAAUACAUCACAAUUUAUUACGAAUCACAAUAAUGAAGAAACUAAAGAUAAUGAAGACGAUAAGGAACAUAAAUGUCGCAACGAAAUCAAGUCAUUACAUUACUCGCACGCCUCCGACACCUACAAGUUGAUGAAACCUUCGGAAAUAAUUAGUUCUAUAAAAGUGAACAGUUUGGCGCAGAGCGACUUCAUGUGCGAACAGUUCCAGAGGGAAUUCAACUUCAUUGAUUCAUUUUUUGAAUCCCUACAAUAUUUAGAAAACUGUUCGUUGUCGAAUAAAUGUUUGUCGACGAAUAAAGUUGAAAAUUUGAUUAAAAAUCCGAUUUUAUACGAUUCCGAUUUUGAUAUCAAGGCCACUGAAUAUUUAGAAUUGUUACCGAAAUUCGAAAAUGGCACUAGUCUCGAGAAUGGCCAAACAAUGGCAACGAAGAGCCUUUGUCUGCUCAAUUUACUCAUACGCGAUGAGCAAAGGCGAGCCAGAAAUCUCUUGUAUGUACUUAAGAUGCGCGAAGACGCUCUGAAGGACUUCACAAAAUCGCAAAUAUUAUGGCUAGAGAAUAAGAAGAAACACGAAAACACUGACGUGUCGACGUUAAAGAAGAAACAGCGCGGCGCUCUUUUAAAAUUACAGCACGAAUGUGGGGAAAUGCAUCGUAUGCGUAAAGCACUAUUGACGCUUUCGGAAAAACGUAAAGACGCCCUAAUCAAGACCAAGAAGAACAUUGAACUCAAAUUGAAAAACAACGUAGACGUUGAGCAUCUGAUCGAGAAAAAGAAAUUGAAAAGGAACGGUUCAGAUAGGAACAUUGUUCCGUUGAAGUGCUUCGAUUUGUCUAGUAGUGGGUGCGAGGAGACCUUAACCUCUCGGUCCACUUCCGAAAUCGCAAUCCGCAAUACGGACAUCGCCAAUGUUACGUCUGUUAGCAUUAAAAGUGCAGAAAAAAGUAUACAAACUGGUGACAGUAUUUUAGAAACAUUAAUGACUGCGCCCACUGACGCCGCCGCGGAGAAUUUCGUUGUAGUCGACGGCGGCUACCUUAAUAUAAUUUUCCAUAAUUUAACAUUACCGCAGAUCUUCAGUAAUGGCAAACAGUACGAGGUGAACGAGGAAGCGUUGAGGAACAUAGUAAACUCGUCAAAUCAAAAUCAGUUAAGCGGCAAUGAAGUUGUGAAAAAUUUAAUGGAGCAAAUACAAAAAGGUGAUAUAGAAAUGACUAGCACUCCAUCCACAGCCCGUAGUCUCGUCGAGGAGUUCGAUCAGUAUUACAAGAGUUUUGUAGAAGAGGAGAUACAACUGAACAGGCCCGAACGAGAAUACAAACCCCCAGUUGUUUGCGAAAUUGAGGACAAAUAUGUGCAGGUGUCUCUUCCGAAACUGGCACCUAUCGAGCCUCGCAGUUACCAAAGCGCCUCAACAAUGACCUGUGACAGCAGUGACGACAAUGAUGACAUACUAGAGAAUCUGUGUACUUAUGAUAUGGUUCCAAUAAAUAAACCAGAAUAUCCAGAGCUUGAAGAGACGAUUCCGCAGACUGGUCCUCUACCUGUCCCUGUAGGCGCUUCAUAUGUACCGGAACCUCAAACGCUUGAUAGCACCUCUUGGUCUCAGAUAAAUACUUCUCCAUCGCCUCUUGAACAGUGCAGUAGCAGACAGACAUUUGAUGAUAAUAUAUCAAUGUCAUCAAUGGUGUCACCGGUGCAAUAUGAUAAUAUAUCAAUGUCAUCCAUGGUGUCACCCGUGCAAUAUGAAGCCGAAGAAUUGCGAAGACAGCAGCUAGCUAUAGAGAGAGAAAUAAAGGCAUUAGAACAGGAACAAUGCAGGCUGCUGGUUGUACGAGAAAUACCAGACAAGCCUCCGCCACCGUAUACUCCACCUGCAGAUCCACGAAUUCCGAAACGACCACGUAUGUUCCUCGCUGACGAAAAGACAAACGAAAUAAUAUAUGAACAUAUUAAUCACCCUGCAAGUGCCGCAAUAGAACCCACCGAACCGUUCGACGUAUUCCUCAAAGACUUUUGCGAGGAAACGUGCGAAAGACAUAAACAAGUUCAGAGUGAUAAGCCAUGGGAUGCGUGCAAUUUAUUACCACAAAAACCUCAGAUCGUCGGAGAUAAAUUACUUAAGGAAAUUUCUAUGGAGUUAACUGAAGUUUUGAGCGGUGUCAAGCCCACCGUAGUCUCAGGUGUAGCAGGUCGCCGUUCUGACCAUAUUGAUGAUAUAUUGUUUGCGGAGUGGCGCCGCUGCGAGCCUGAAUGGACUUCGCUACACACAGACGAAGCGACCGUCAAAAAUCAAAUCUUCGAAAGCAUUUUCCAGAGAAUCUUAACCGAAACGAUAGACGAGUAUAAAAAGACUGUGAUGUGUGACAGUAAACCUGACCACAAUACCUAAACUACGUUACAUUACAAUUUUUAAAAUAGUA